This is a messenger RNA of Synchiropus splendidus (mandarinfish), 7707 nucleotides long. Its product is annotated as mucin-2-like. The record is from RefSeq and is a predicted model, not a curated record. The transcript has 5 exons. NCBI's taxonomy places the organism in Eukaryota, Metazoa, Chordata, Actinopteri, Syngnathiformes, Callionymidae. The coding region runs from base 1 to 7707 and encodes 2568 amino acids.
AUGGAUCACAGCCGUGCGUCAACUAACAUAGCUCAUAGCACAGUGGCUUCUUCUACAACAACGGCAGCUUCGAAAUCAGCAUUUCCGACAACAGUUGCUCCCACAACAAAGGUUAGAUCAACAACAACGCAUGCACCAACAACAGUUAGGUCUACUACAAUCCAACAGUCAACCAGAGAUCUCAGCACAGUGGCUUCUGCCACAGAAACAGUUGCUCUAACAACAGAUAUUGCAACAACUGUUGCCCCAACAACAACACACGAACCAACAACAGCAAGGUCUACUACAGUCCAACCAACAACCACAGAUCUCAGCACAGUGGUUUCUUUUACAGAAACAGUAGCGCAAACAACAGAUUUUCCAAUAACAGUUGCUCCAACAACAGUUAGUCCCACAACAAAAGUGAGAUCUCCAACAACAGAUGUACCAACAACAGCUAAAUCAACUCCAGUCCACUCUACAACCAGUGAUCUCAGAACAGUGGCUUCACCAACAGAAACAGAAGCUCCAACCACAGCUUUUCAAACAACAUUUGCAACAACUUCAGAGCCAAGCACAACUGUUGUUCCAACCACCGUAAUCUAUCCGACAACUACCAUAGAUCUCAGCACAGUUGUUCCUCCGACAGAAACAGAAGCACUAACAACAGAUGUUCCAACAACAGUUGCUUCAACAACAACACAUGUACCAACAACAGUUAGGUCUACUACAGUCCUCCCUACAACCAGAGAUCUCAGCACAGUGGCUUCUGCCACAGAAACAGUUGCUCUAACAACAAAUAUUGCAACAACUGUUGCCCCAACAACAACACAUAAACCAACAAUAGCAAGAUCUACUAAAGUCCAUCCUCCAACCAGUGAUCUCAGCUCACACAGCACCUCCUCCAACAACAAUAGUCCCACCUUCAACCGGAGUGACCACGAAAAGACCGUCGCCAACAACUACCCUCUCUCCUACAAUACGUGUUCCCACAACAACUUUUUCUACAGCAACCUCUACAGCUUCAAAAACAUCCUUUUCACCAACUGCAGAAUACUCCACAACAGAGCUGCCUCCAACUGUUAUUCCAUCAACAACAGCCGGUUCAACAACGCUAAACCCGACCACACAGAGAAUCUGACUACAGAUGAGCCCACAACAGCAGAAGCUACAACAAGAGCAGUCACACCAACAGCUGAUGCUCCUCUUACGACAUUUUUUUCAACAUACACGGAUUAUCUAACAACUGACAUUCUGACAACAACAGUCGCACCCACAUCUUCUUCUGAGAAAGCUGUUUCAACAACAGUGGAAUCUCAAACAACUUUUGGUGCUCCAAAAACAGAGAUCCCUCCAACAACAGAUGUUCCCACGGCAGCACAGGCACAAACAAAGGAUGCGACUGCGACGACGGUUGCUUUUGUCACAACAGAUCUUUCCACAUCAGCAGCUACUCCAACAACAGUUGCUCCAGUGACAACAGUCGAUUCAGCGACAGUCCACUCCACAAAAACAGUCUCAGCAUUAUCGCCAACAACAAAUUUACCCACAACAGUUUUUCCGACUCGUGCUCCCAGAACCACUGAUGUUCCCACAACAACAGCCACUCCAACUUUUCCUACUUCAGAAGGUGCACCGACAACAAUCAUUGCAGUUACAACAGUUGAUUCGAUGACAGACAUACUGUCAACCACAGUCACUCAAACAACUGCUUCUCCCACAACUGCUUCAGCUCCGAUAACAGAGGAACUCCAAACAACUGCCAUUCCAGAAACCUCCCCCUUUCCUCCGACUCAAGCUGCGAACACAGUCAUCCCAGUCACUACAGUUGAUUUAGAAACAGACUUGCCUUCAACUGUUGCCCCAUCAACAACAGGAUCACCAACAGAAUAUCCAACAACAGUUAUUCCCACAACAGCUCGUGCUCCAACAACAACAGUCACUCCGAUGACUGCAGUUUCUACCACGACAAAUCUAUUUUCCACAACCGAAUACACAACAACGCUUGACUCCAGCACAGCACCUCGUCCAACAACACAAGUCCCACCUUCAACCGGAGUGACCACAACAAGACCGUCUCCAACAACUACCCUCUCUCCUACAAUACGUGUUCCCACAACAACGUUUUCUACAGCAACCUCUACAGCUUCAAAAACAUCCUUUUCACCAACUGCAGAAUACUCCACAACAGAGCUGCCUCCAACUGUAAUUCCAUCAACAACAGCUGGUUCAGCAACAGUAAAAUCGAUCACUGUUGAACCAAAAACAGGUCUCCCCACUACGAUUGUCCAGACAAGUGCUCCAACAACUGAUAACUCCUUGACAUCUUUGGCUCCAACCUCUCGUGCUCUAACAACAACCUUUGAUCCGAAAACAACAAUAAGAACCACAAGAUCUUCCACAAUUGCUCCCAAAACAGAUAUUCUGAUACCAUCCACUGCAACUCUUUCCAAAACACCCACAACUCCGACAACACUCUCAAUAAGAACAACUAGCCCUACAGUACAGAUUACUCCCACAACAUUUUCUUCCACAACCGAGCUCUUGACAACUGUUCCUCCAUCAACAACAGCCGGGUUAACAACACUAAACCCGACCACAGUUGGUCUGACAAAAGGUCUUCCCACAACAUUUUUCCAGACAAGUGAUGCAACAACAGAGGCUAAUUCCUUGACAGCAUUGAUUCCAACUACUGCUGUUCCCACAACUGUUCCUCCACAAACAUCAAUCACUCAAACAACCACAGUAUCUCCAACAAUUGCUCCCACGAAAAUAGAUACUCCUGCAGCAUCAGCAGAUCUAACAAGUGUUGUCCCUAUUUCACCAACCGCUCGAACAACACUCUCGCCCACAACAGUUACCCUGACAACACCAGUGACUCUCACGUUUCCUCCUACAUCAACUGAUCCAACAACAGCAUCCGUAUCAAAAACAGCAGCAGAUUUAACAACAGUCCUACCAUCAACAAAUGUCACUCCAUCAAGAACAACUGGUUCAACAGCAGAGAAUCUGACUACAGAUGAGCCCACUACAACAGAAGCCACAACAAGAGCAGUCACAGCAACAACUGAUGCUCCUCUUACGACAUUUUUUUCAACAUACACGGAUUAUCUAACAACUGACAUUCUGACAACAACAGUCGCACCCACAUCUUCUUCUGAGAAAGCUGUUUCAACAACAGUGCAAUCUCAAACAACUUUUGGUGCUCCAAAAACAGAGAUCUCUCCAACAACAGAUGUUCCCACGGCAGCACAGGCACAAACAAAGGAUGCGACUGCGACGACGGUUGCUUUUGUCACAACAGAUCAUUUCAUAUCAGCAGCUACUCCAACAACAGUUGCUCCAGUGACAACAGUCGAUUCAAUGACAGUCCACUCCACAAAAACAGUCUCAACAUUGUUUCCAACAACAAAUUUACCCACAACAGUUUUUCCGACUCGUGCUCCCAGAACCACUGAUGUUCCCACAACAACAGCCACUCCAACUUUUCCUACUUCAGAAGGUGCACCGACAACAAUCACUGCAGUUACAACAGUUGAUUCGAUGACAGACAUACUGUCAACCACAGUCACUCAAACAACUGCUUCUCCCACAACUGCUUCAGCUCCGAUAACAGAGGAACUCCAAACAACUGCCAUUCCUGAAACCUCCCCCUUUCCUACGACUCAAGCUGCGAACACAGUCAUCCCAGUCACUACAGUUGAUUUAGAAACAGACUUGCCUUCUUCAGUUGCCCCAUCAACAACAGGAUCACCAACAGAAUAUCCAACAACAUUUAUUCCCACAACAGCUCAUAGUCCGACAACAACAGUCACUCCGAUGACUGCAUCUUUGGCUACAACCUCCCGUGCUUUCACAACAACCUUUGCUCUAAAAACAACAAUAAGAACCACAAGAUCUCCCACAAUUACUCCCACAAGAGAUAUUUGGACAGCAUCCACUGCAACCACUGUUGUUUCCAAAACACCCACAAAUCCUACAACACUCUCAACGACAAUAACUCGCCCUACAACACAGAAUAAUGCCACCAAAUUUUUUUCCACAACCUUAAAUGAUUCCACAACAGAGAUGUUGACUACAGCCGGUUCAACAACAGUUAACAUACUCACAGUUCGUCUGACAAAAGGUGUUUUCCAGACAAGUGAUGCAACCACAGAGGCUAAUUCCUUGACGUCAUCUGCUCCAACUCCUGCUGUUCCCACAACUGUUCCUCCAAUCACUCAAACAACCACAGUAUCUCCAACAAUUGCUCCCACGAAAAUAGAUACUCCUGCAGCAUCAGCAGAUCUAACAAGUGUUGUUCCUAUUUCACCAACCGCUCGAACAACACUCUCGCCCACAACAGUUACCGUGACAACACCAGUGACUCUCACGUUUCCUCCUACAUCAACUGAUCCAACAACAGCAGCCGUAUCAAAAACAGCAGCAGAUUUAACAACAGUCCUACGAACAACAAAUGUCACUCCAUCAAGAACAAUUGGUUCAACAGCAGACUAUCUGACUACAGAUGAGCCCACUACAGCAGAAGCUACAGCAGUCACACCAACAACUGAUGCUCCUCUUACGACAUUUUUUUCAACAUACACGGAUUAUCUAACAACUGACAUUCUGACAACAACAGUCGCACCCACAUCUUCUUCUGAGAAAGCUGUUUCAACAACAGUGGAAUCUCAAACAACUUUUGGUGCUCCAAAAACAGAGAUCCCUCCAACAACAGAUGUUCCCACGGCAGCACAGGCACAAACAAAGGAUGCGACUGCGACGACGGUUGCUUUUGUCACAACAGAUCUUUCCACAUCAGCAGCUACUCCAACAACAGUUGCUCCAGUGACAACAGUCGAUUCAGUGACAGUCCACUCCACAAAAACAGUCUCAACAUUUUCGCCAACAACAAAUUUACCCACAACAGUUUUUCCGACUCGUGCUCCCAGAACCACUGAUGUUCCCACAACAACAGCCACUCCAACUUUUCCUACUUCAGACGGUGCACCGACAACAAUCUUUGCAGUUACAACAGUUGAUUCGCUGACAGACUUACUGUCAACAACAGUCACUCAAACAACUGCUUCUCCCACAACUGCUUCAGCUCCGAUAACAGAGGAACUCCAAACAACUGCCAUUCCAGAAACCUCCCCCUUUCCUCCGACUCAAGCUAUGAACACAGUCAUCCCAGUCACUACAGUUGAUUUAGAAACAGACUUGCCUUCAACUGUUGCCCCAUCAACAACAGGAUCACCAACAGAAUAUCCAACAACAGUUAUUCCCACAACAGCUCGUGCUCCAACAACAACAGUCACUCCGAUGACUGCAGUUUCUACCACGACAAAUCUAUUUUCCACAACCGAAUACACAACAACGCUUGACUCCAGCACAGCACCUCGUCCAACAACACAAGUCCCACCUUCAACCGGAGUGACCACAACAAGACCGUCUCCAACAACUACCCUCUCUCCUACAAUACGUGUUCCCACAACAACGUUUUCUACAGCAACCUCUACAGCUUCAAAAACAUCCUUUUCACCAACUGCAGAAUACUCCACAACAGAGCUGCCUCCAACUGUAAUUCCAUCAACAACAGCUGGUUCAGCAACAGUAAAAUCGAUCACUGUUGAACCAAAAACAGGUCUCCCCACUACGAUUGUCCAGACAAGUGCUCCAACAACUGAUAACUCCUUGACAUCUUUGGCUCCAACCUCUCGUGCUCUAACAACAACCUUUGAUCCGAAAACAACAAUAAGAACCACAAGAUCUUCCACAAUUGCUCCCAAAACAGAUAUUCUGAUACCAUCCACUGCAACUCUUUCCAAAACACCCACAACUCCGACAACACUCUCAAUAAGAACAACUAGCCCUACAGUACAGAUUACUCCCACAACAUUUUCUUCCACAACCGAGCUCUUGACAACUGUUCCUCCAUCCACAACAGCCGGUUUAACAACACUAAACCCGACCACAGUUGGUCUGACAAAAGGUCUUCCCACAACAUUUUUCCAGACAAGUGAUGCAACAACAGAGGCUAAUUCCUUGACAGCAUUGAUUCCAACUCCUGCUGUUCCCACAACUGUUCCUCCAAUCACUCAAACAACCACAGUAUCUCCAACAAUUGCUCCCACGAAAAUAGAUACUCCUGCAGCAUCUGCAGAUCUAACAAGUGUUGUUCCUAUUUCACCAACCGCUCGAACAACACUCUCGCCCACAACAGUUACCGUGACAACACCAGUGACUCUCACGUUUCCUCCUACAUCAACUGAUCCAACAACAGCAGCCGAAUCAGAAACAGCAGCAGAUUUAACAACAGUCCUACGAAGAACAAAUGUCACUCCAUCAAGAACAAUUGGUUCAACAGCAGAAUAUCUGACUACAGAUGAGCCCACAACCGCAGAAGCUACAACAAGAGCAGUCACAGCAACAACUGAUGCUCCUCUUACAACAUUUUUUUCAACAUACACGGAUUAUCUAACAACUGACAUUCUGACAACAACAGUCGCACCCACAUCUUCUUCUGAGAAAGCUGUUUCAACAGCAGUGGAAUCUCAAACAACUUUUGGUGCUCCAAAAACAGAGAUCCCUCCAACAACAGAUGUUCCCACGGCAGCACAGGCACAAACAAAGGAUGCGACUGCGACGACGGUUGCUUUUGUGACAACAGAUCAUUUCACAUCUGCAGCUACUCCAACAACAGUAGCUCCAGUCACAACAGCCUUCAUCACAAUAAAAGUAUUUUCGACAAAAACUCAAUCUUCAACAAUUGAUCCCACCACAACAAAUUCUCCCUCAACCAUGACGGCUUCAAACAAUGGAAUUCCCACAACAUUUAUGCCGACAACAGUCAUUCAAAAAACACUUGCUACCAGCAUCGGACCUGCUCCUACAACGGAUGUUUUUCCAACAAGAGGUGCCACCAUAACAACGGCCACUCCAACAACCUCCUUCUCAGCUACUACUCAUGCCCCCCCCACCUUGACUGCUUCAGUAACAGCAGUUGAUUCCACACCAAAGUUACCUUCUACAUUAACUCCAUCGACAACAUCCAAUUCAACAACAGUAAAACUGACAACGACUGAUCCGACAACAGAUAUUCUUAAAACAAUUUUCCAGACAAGUGCUUCCACAGCAGAUGAUUCCGUAACAUCAUCCGCUCCUAUGACUCGUGUUCCCACGAUUGUUGCUCCAAAAACAACAUCAAGAACAACAGGAUCUCAGGCAACUGCUCCCAUAACGAACACUUGGAAAUCAUCCACUCCAUCUAUGAGUGUUCCCAUAAUUCCCAGCACCGUGACAACGCACUCAUCCACAACAAUUAUCCCAACAACAGCCUUUUCACUUACAGCAUUUGACUUCACAACAGAGUUGGAUCCAACUUUUACUCCAUCAACAAAAGCUGGUUCAACAACAGACAAAUUGACCACAGUUGAUGCGACGCCAGGUUUUUCAACAAUUUACCAGAGUCGUGAUCCCACUACAACUCCUGCUACACCCUCAAUUGAUUCGACAACAGUAGCCAACUCAGACACAACGGACCAACAGACAACAAUAAUUGGUUCAACAACAGAAUAUCCGGCAACAGAUGUUCCCACAACGGCAAUCACACCAACAACAGACAAGUGCUCCAACAACAGCAGAACAUUCCGUGACAUCAUUGGAUCCAAUGAUGAGUGUUCCCACAACUACUGUUGCUCCAACGACACCCACCACUCCAACAACGCUCUCAGCAACAACAUUGAUUAA